AUGCUCUCACUCCUGGUGCUGCUCUUGCAAGUGUGCGUAACGUUUGCGUCGUCCUUGAAGGGACCGCAAGUGUUGUUUGUGUACGAUGAUAAGCUAUCGCCAUUGGAGUCGUAUACCGAUAUCGUGUCUCGUCUUGAGGAUGAUGGAUUCCAGGUUGAAACCGCUGAUGCAGGUAGCGAUGUCUCAUUGCAAACCAAUGGUGUGUUUAAGUACCAGCACGUUGUGCUGCUACCAUCAAAGCAGAGAAGAUUGGGCUCUGACAUUACCGGAGCUCAGUUGGUUGAGUUCUUCAACGCUGGGGGCGAUGUCUUAGCAUUCACGUCGCCACUGGGUGUAUCUGAAGCCGUGAGAACCUUUUUGAAUGAGCUUGGUAUCUAUCCAUCUCCAAAGGGUCAAGAAUUGACCGAUCAUUUCCAGUCAAAUGGCGAAUCCGGAUUGGACAACGUUGUUACUGUUAAAGGUGACGAAUACUCUUUAAUCAUCCCAUCAUCUGACUCUUUCAAAUACUCAGGUUCUGCUGCUUUGCUUUCAAACAACCCACAAUUGACUCCUUUGAUCUCUGCCCCUGCCACCUCCUUCACAAAGCCUUCAAAGCAGGAAGAUCCAUGGACUCAGGGCCAGCAGGGCUUCCUCGCAGCCGUGUUCCAAGGUUUGAACGAUGCAAGAGUCUCGUGGGUUGGUGAUUCCAAGCUUGUUUCUAACGAGGGAUUGAAGCAAGUUGAUGCUCACUCUUUGAUCCAGUGGACAUUUGGCGAGACAAACGUUCUCAGAAUCAAAAACAGUUCUCAUUCCCAUGUUGAUGGAACCACGUAUCAACAGAGACCUUACAAGAUUACUGAUGAUAUCCAUUACGAGGCUACGAUUGAGCAGUGGAAUGGUGUAGAGUGGAUUCCAUUUGUAUCUGACAAAGUCCAACUCGAGGUCAAGUUGUUAGAUCCUUAUCACAGACUCACAUUCACCAACGUGUCAUCCGAUGGAGUUUAUUCAAUCGAUUUCAAAUUGCCUGACCACCACGGUGUCUUCACCUUCCAAAUGGAGUUCAAACAACCAUUGUACACUUACUUGGAACACAAGGACGUGCUGAGUAUUAGACAUCUGGCCAACGAUGAGUACCCAAGAUCCUGGCAAAUCACAUCAGCUUGGGUAUACAUCACGUCCAGCGUGGUUGUCUUCACAGCAUGGUUCGUCUUUGUAUUGGCAUUUCUUUACCUGAGGGAUGAAACCACCGUCACUGAUAAGAAGGAGAAAUGA
Williopsis jadinii is the source of this 1251-nucleotide messenger RNA. RefSeq names its product dolichyl-diphosphooligosaccharide-protein glycotransferase (gene WBP1). The record is from RefSeq and is a predicted model, not a curated record. Lineage: Eukaryota; Fungi; Ascomycota; Saccharomycetes; Phaffomycetales; Wickerhamomycetaceae. The coding region runs from base 1 to 1251 and encodes 416 amino acids. The transcript has a single exon. Gene Ontology annotation, cellular component: oligosaccharyltransferase complex; endoplasmic reticulum membrane.